Messenger RNA from Myripristis murdjan (pinecone soldierfish), 5187 nucleotides. RefSeq names its product erb-b2 receptor tyrosine kinase 4b (gene erbb4b). NCBI's taxonomy places the organism in Eukaryota, Metazoa, Chordata, Actinopteri, Holocentriformes, Holocentridae. Gene Ontology annotation, biological process: negative regulation of apoptotic process; protein phosphorylation; neurogenesis. The transcript is spliced from 28 exons. The record is from RefSeq and is a predicted model, not a curated record. Gene Ontology annotation, molecular function: ATP binding; epidermal growth factor receptor binding; transmembrane receptor protein tyrosine kinase activity. The coding region runs from base 276 to 4448 and encodes 1390 amino acids. Gene Ontology annotation, cellular component: basal plasma membrane; signaling receptor complex; plasma membrane.
UAUACUAUUUGGCCAAGCUUUACGCUGCGCGAUUUGGAGACUAAUACCUGACAAUUUCUGCGUCAACUUCAGUCACAAAUUGGACCAGAAGGCGCUGACUGGCGAGGCGGGUGACAGCCGGACUAAUUGUGAACUUAACCCAAAGCAGCAAAAGUCCCAAACUGAGAGGCUGAAGAGGCUUUAAGAGCAAACGUUUCAUCUUUUACGGCUAUUUCAAGGAGGGAUCCGCCAUUGGACAUGUGAAUUUAAAGGAGUUAUUUACCAAGCACAGAAAAAUGAAGCGAACGACUGCCCUGUGUUGCUUCGGCUUUCUCCUGACUUGCGUCUUGUUUGGGUCGAGCUCUUCACAAUCAGUAUGCGCCGGCACGGAGAACAAGCUGAGCACGCUGUCAGACCUGGAGCAGCAGUACCGCACCCUGAGGAAAUACUACGAGAACUGUGAAGUGGUAAUGGGCAACCUUGAGAUCACAAGCAUCGACCGCAGCCGAGACCUCACCUUCCUCAGAUCCAUCCGGGAGGUGACGGGUUACGUGUUGGUGGCCCUGAACCAGUUUGUCUACCUGCCGCUGGAGAACCUGAGGAUUAUUCGAGGGACGAAGCUGUACGAGGAUCGCUACGCCCUCGCCAUCUUCCUCAACUACCGACGUGACGGCAACUUCGGCCUGCGCCAGCUGGGGCUGAAGAACCUCACAGAGAUCCUGAGUGGAGGUGUGUACGUGGACCAGAACAAGUUCCUGUGCCAUGCAGACACCAUCCACUGGCAGGACAUUGUGAAAAGCCCACGCUUCAACCCCGUGGUGGUGCCCACCAACAGCAGUGUGACCUGUCAGAAAUGCCAUCGCUCCUGUAACGGACGCUGCUGGGGGCCGGAGGAGAACCAGUGCCAGAGCCUAACUAAGACGGUGUGUGCCGAGCAGUGUGACGGUCGUUGUUUCGGGCCUUAUGUUAGUGACUGCUGCCACCGUGAGUGUGCAGGUGGCUGCUUUGGACCCAAGGACACCGACUGUUUUGCCUGUACCAACUUCAAUGACAGCGGCGCUUGUGUGACCCAGUGCCCGCAGCCUUUUGUCUACAACCCCACCACCUUCCAGCUGGAGCACAACCCCAGGGCCAAGUACACCUACGGAGCCUUCUGCGUCAAGAAGUGCCCACACAACUUUGUGGUGGACCACAGCUCCUGCGUCAGAGCCUGCCCCAGCAACAAGAUGGAGGUGGAGGAGAACCGCAUCAAGAUGUGCAUCCCCUGCACCGACAUCUGUCCUAAAGCCUGUGACGGCAUCGGCACAGCCAGCCUGCAGUCGGCUCAGACGGUGGACUCCAGCAACAUCGACAAGUUCAUCAACUGCACCAAAAUCAAUGGCAACCUCGUGUUCCUCAUCACGGGAAUCAAAGGGGACGUCUAUCACAACAUCGAAGCCUUGGACCCCGAGAAGCUCAACGUGUUUCGCACCGUUCGGGAGAUCACAGGCUUCCUGAACAUCCAGUCGUGGCCUGACAACAUGACAGACUUGAGUGUUUUCUCCAACCUGGCAACGAUUGGAGGACGAGCGCUGUACAGUGGGAUCUCCCUGCUGGUGUUGAAGCAGCAGGGCAUCUCCUCGCUGCAGCUCCAGUCUCUGAGCGAGAUCAGCGCCGGCAACGUCCACAUCGCCGACAACAGCCAGCUGUGCUACUACAACACCAUCAACUGGACCAGCCUGUUCCGAGCCGGCAACCAGAAGGUCCUGAUCCGCAACAACCGGAGCCCGCAGGAGUGCUCCACGGAGCAUAUGGUGUGCGACCCGUUGUGUUCGGACGCCGGCUGCUGGGGUCCCGGUCCUGACCAGUGUCUCUCCUGCCGAUUCUUCAGUCGAGGACGAACCUGUGUGGAUACCUGCAACCUUUAUGAAGGGGAUAUUCGGGAGUUUGCCAACGGCUCGGUGUGUGUGGAGUGUGACGCCCAGUGCGAGCGAGCCGACGAUGACUCCUUGACCUGCCACGGCCCGGGCCCAGAUCACUGUGUGAAGUGCCUCCAUUUCAAAGACGGCCCUAACUGUGUGGAGAAGUGUCCGGAUGGCCUGCAGGGUGCCAACAGCUUCAUAUUCAAGUACGCCGAGGCCAACAACGAGUGCCACCCCUGCCACGCCAACUGCACCCAGGGGUGCCUUGGACCCAGACUGCAAGACUGCAUCGGCUGGAUGGACAGGACCCCCCUCAUCGCGGCGGGCGUGAUCGGCGGUCUGUUCGUGGUGGUGAUCGUGGUGCUGAGCGUGGCGGUGUCCGUCCGCAGGAAGAGCAUCAAGAAGAAGAGAGCCCUUCGCCGCUUCCUGGAGACGGAGCUGGUGGAGCCCCUGACACCCAGCGGGACGGCACCCAACCAGGCCCAGCUCCGCAUCCUCAAAGAGACCGAGCUCAAAAGAGUCAAGAUCCUCGGCUCUGGGGCCUUCGGGACUGUUUACAAGGGUAUUUGGGUCCCAGAGGGCGAGACGGUGAAGAUUCCUGUAGCGAUUAAGAUCCUGAACGAGGCAACUGGACCCAAAGCCAACGUGGAGUUCAUGGAUGAGGCCCUCAUCAUGGCCAGCAUGGAGCACCCCCACCUGGUCCGCCUGCUGGGCGUCUGCCUGAGCCCCACCAUCCAGCUGGUCACCCAGCUCAUGCCCCACGGCUGCCUGCUCGACUACGUCCACGAGCACAAGGACAACAUCGGAUCGCAGCUUCUGCUCAACUGGUGUGUCCAGAUCGCAAAGGGGAUGAUGUACCUGGAGGAGCGCAGGCUGGUGCACAGGGACCUCGCUGCACGAAAUGUCCUGGUCAAAUCUCCCAACCACAUCAAGAUCACCGACUUUGGCCUGGCUCGCCUGCUGGACGUCAACGAGAAGGAGUACAACGCCGACGGAGGAAAGAUGCCUAUCAAAUGGAUGGCGCUGGAGUGCAUCCACUACAGGAAGUUCACCCACCAGAGCGACGUGUGGAGUUACGGGGUGACCAUCUGGGAGCUGAUGACCUUUGGAGGGAAGCCGUACGACGGGAUUCCCACCCGAGAUAUCCCGGAUCUCCUGGAGAAGGGGGAGCGUCUGCCUCAGCCACCCAUCUGCACCAUUGACGUCUACAUGGUCAUGGUCAAAUGUUGGAUGAUCGAUGCAGACAGCCGGCCCAAGUUCAAGGAGCUCGCCGCCGAGUUCAGCCGGAUGGCCCGCGAUCCCCAGCGAUACCUGGUCAUCCAGGGCGACGACCGCAUGAAGCUGCCCAGCCCCAACGACAGCAAGUUCUUCCAGAGCCUGCUGGACGAGGAGGAGCUGGAGGACCUGAUGGACGCCGAGGAGUACCUGGUUCCCCACGGCUUCAACAUCCCACCGCUGGCGUACACGCCCCGCGCGCGCAUGGACUCCAACAGGAACCAGUUUGGCUACCAGGAUCCCAGUUUCAGCAUGGAGGACAUGCUGGCCACCCUGCCCAGAGUGGUGUCUGUCUCGGCCGUGACCGGAGGCUGCCUGCCAGCUCAGGACCUGGGCGUCACCGCGGGGCAGAGCGGCGGCGGUGGCGUCGGCGUUGGCGUCGGCGGAGGAGGCGGCGCCCAGGAGGACUCGCGCUGCAACGGCACCCUGAGGAAACAGGCCUCGCCACGGCCGAGCGGCGCCCACGCAGCAGGCCAAGGUCCUGCCGGAGGGGACGACGGCAGCGGACAGCGUUACAGCGCCGACCCCACCGGGCUUUUGGGGGAACGGGGCGCAAAAGGAGACAAGGACCAGGACGGAUACAUGGCCGGCAUGAGGGACAAGAGCAGCUCAGAUUAUCUCAACCCAGUGGAGGAAAACCCGUUCGUCACACGCCGCAGGAAUGGCGACGCCCACGCCGUGAUCGAUGCAUCGGGUUACCACGCCGCCCACAUGGCCGGAGCCGCCGCCGCCGCCGCCGCCCCCGGCAGCCAGUCCGGCCGGGCGGAGGACGACUACAUCAACGAGCCGCUGUACCUCAACACCUUCCUCAACCCGGGGGAGAAGAACGGACUGGCGGCGGCGGUCUCCAUCUCCGCGCCCGUGUCCUCCGCCGCCCAGUCAGCGUCCCAAACGGUCAAGCCGUCGACGUCGGGCCACACCGUCUCCUCCUCCGGGUACGUGGUGCCGCCGGGACAUCCGGCCCACCCGUCGUACCCGUCGCACACCCUGCACCCCGGGCACUCGGGGCACGCUCUGCACUCGGGCAUCACGGGCGGCACCAUCAUGGUGGACAAGAAGGGGAAGAAGGCCACGUUUGACAAUCCGGAGUACUGGCAGCACAGCCUCCCGCCUAAAGCCUCGCUGCACAACCCCGAGUACCUGCAGGACUGCAGCACGCGCUUCUUCUACCGGCAGAACGGACGCAUUCGACCCGCCGUGGCCGAAAACCAGGAAUACCUGUCCGAGUUCGCCAUGAAAGCAGGGAACGUGCUGCCACCCCCUCCUUACAGACAGAGGAACACUGUGGUGUAGUGAUGGAGGGACGGGCGGAGGGAUGGAGGCGGAGACGAACGGACCUUGGACAGUCCUCUCGGUCCCCAUGCAGUAUUUGAUCAACCUCGGUUCCCCUCACACCAGCCCUGGACACUUCACUCUCUUCUCGCUCUCCACUCUCUCUCUCCACCUUGUCUGCCUCUUCCACCCAGGAUUACAAUAACGGCCGCUGAUAGCCUCACCUGUCACUCAAAACAUCUCCCCUGGCUCCUUCAGCUGUGACCCCCCUCACGGCAGGAGGAGGAUCUCAAAUGAAUUUUUCCUCUCUCGGAGCCGGCUCCCCCUGCCAGCCGGACCCAGGAACACACCGCGAGGAGGGAGGGAUGUAAUGAAAAGAGAAAUAAAGCGAGAUGAGCCCAAGAGAUGGAGCAUCUAGUUCACAUUUCAGCUCGAACACAGGACACUUUUUUUUUUUUUUUAUCUCAUUGCCGUGACCUCACAUCAAUUACUUUUGCUUUUUAGGCCCAUCAUUUACAGUCCAUUAUGCUCUUACGCCACAUUAUCCACAGAGCUUAAAGGCGAAAUCUGCACACACGGCUGAUGCAAGCGCGCAGCCUAUCAAAUGCAUACGUGAACACACACACACACACACACACAUGCAUAGCCGCGUCGCGGUGUGUUAGGACUUACCGGCAACCUGCAGCGGUUUGCCUCUUUGAUGUUUACAUGCUUCAGGCCUCUCGCCGUGCCAAUAAUGAAUUCAUGAAUUGGUCACACA